Molecule: messenger RNA, 2175 nt
Organism: Coniophora puteana RWD-64-598 SS2
Lineage: Eukaryota; Fungi; Basidiomycota; Agaricomycetes; Boletales; Coniophoraceae
Product: DNA mismatch repair protein MutL
Exons: 13
Coding region: 1-2175 (724 amino acids)
Biological process (GO): mismatch repair
Cellular component (GO): MutLalpha complex
Molecular function (GO): ATP-dependent DNA damage sensor activity; ATP hydrolysis activity; ATP binding
Source: RefSeq, a predicted model, not a curated record
AUGUCAACGGACCACCCACGGUCACCUACUCCACCCCCUGCUGGCCCUCUACCUAUUCGUCGCCUCCAUGAGUCUCUAAUCAACCGCAUAGCAGCAGGAGAGAUUAUCCAUAGACCAGCUUCGGCUCUGAAGGAGCUCAUAGAGAACAGUCUUGACGCUGGCGCUACGUUCAUCCGUGUAACUGUCAAGGACGGAGGGAUGAAGCUCUUGCAGAUACAGGACAAUGGAUGCGGGAUACGGAAAGCGGACCUUCCCCUCCUCGCAGAAAGAUUCACAACGUCGAAACUCACCACAUUCUCCGACCUUUCACGCAUCAGGACCUAUGGCUUCCGAGGCGAGGCGCUUGCAUCGAUAUCUCACGUCGCGCACCUUUCUGUCAUGACUAAGACCAAGUCUGAUACGGCUGCGUGGAAAGCUCACUAUGCUGAUGGGGCUCUUACUCCCCCGAAGUCAGGACUGUCACCAGAUCCUAAGCCAUGCGCUGGAAACGAUGGAACCACAAUUACUAUAGAGAAUAUGUUUUAUAAUACGCCAACACGUCUCUCGGCCUUGCGAAGUUCUUCCGAAGAAUACUCUCGCAUACUGGACGUUAUGACGCGAUAUGCUGUACACAAUCCCAACGUCUCAUUUAGUUGCAAGAAGUCAGGUGUAUCAGGUCAGGACCUGUCAACGCCUUCCAACUCAGACGUACGCCAGACCAUUCGUCUGCUUUAUGGGCAUGCAAUAUACAAGGAUCUGUUGCACGCGAAGGCAUCAUCUUCUAGCUCGGAUCGGGACAACAGCACGGAUGAUGACGACCCUGAGUCCUGGAGCUCUGAGGCGUACUUUACGAACGCCAACUAUCAGGCAAAGAAAACCACGUUUCUUCUCUUCAUCAAUCAUCGUCUAGUCGAGUCAUCUCGCAUUAAACGUGCUCUCGAAAGCGUUUAUAGCGCAAUUUUGCCCAAAGGGAUGUCACCAUUUAUGUAUCUGAGUUUAGAUAUCGAUCCCCAGGCGGUAGAUGUCAACGUUCACCCGACGAAACGCGAGGUCCACUUCCUGAACGAAGAAGCCAUCAUUGAAAAUGUCACGGAUGCGGUGCAGCAGGAACUUGCGGGCCAGACUCAGUCGAGGGUGUUCCAGUAUCAGACCCUUCUCACGGGCGGUUUGGCUGGCGACUCGACUCAGAGUACUAAGUCAAGAAAAGGGAAGGAGAAGGAAGAGACUAAAGACCCAGACGAGGACGAGGAAGAAGCAAGCGCAGACGAUGAAGAUCUACGUCGUGGAACCCAAGAGAUAAAGAAAACAUUGUCUCAGCACAAAGUUCGCACAUCUCAACACGACCGCACACUGGAUUCCAUGUUCCCAGUGCUCAACCCCGAUAAAGCCAAUGAGGUCGUCAACAGCCAGGAUCAACCUGCAAAGGCAGACAUCGCGGAGUCUUUUUGUGACCUCACGUCAAUUCAGGAACUCAGACAGGAGUGUCUCAAGGGCAAGCACCACCAAUUGACUGAAAUACUGGAGAAGCAUACUUUUGUUGGAGUAGUGGACCUGAACCAGUCUCUGUCGUUGAUUCAACAUUCCACCAAGCUGUAUCUCGUCAAUCAUGGCGCCUUGGCGGAAGAACUGUUUUACCAACUCGCACUACGCCAGUUCGGCGAAUAUGGCCGCAUGAGGCUCGAACCUCCCCCCUCUAUACGUACGCUCGUAAAAUUAGCGAUCGACGUAGAGGAUACGUCCAAGAGCCGGUACAGUAAAGAAGAGAUCGUCGAGCAUAUCGUGAGCAUCCUAAUGAAGCGCAGAGAAAUGCUCGCGGACCUCUUCAGCCUACGUAUAUCCGAUUCCGGAGAGUUAGAAAGCCUUCCGCUCUUACUUGGCGGGUAUACGCCGAAUCUGGACAAGCUACCGAUGUUCCUUAUGCGCCUUGGGCCGCAGGUGAACUGGAACAUCGAGAAAGCAUGCUUUAACACACUUUUUCAUGAAUUGGCAUACUUCUACUCUCCGACUCGCAUGCAAUUUUCUAAUAGCUCAAACGACGUGGAUGCUACCCAGGACAAGUCAGACAGGUGGCAGAUCCAGCACGUUUUAUUCAAAACCAUGCGCAAGAACUUCGUUGCACCAAAAUCUUUGUUGGACUCGGAUGUCGUGCAGAUCGCCAGUCUUCCGGACCUAUACCGGGUCUUUGAGCGCUGCUGA